AUAUAUCACUGAAUAUCGACCGUAAAUAGGUAGACAUAUAGAUAAAAAUGUAACUUGUAAUAGUGAUUUAAAAAAACCACGUUAAGGUUUACGCUCUCUUGUAACGGAAUUCGAUUAGCUGGUUCAAAAGUGCGGCCCUUGUUUUUUUUUUCGUAGUGAUAAAAACAGCAUUAUGUCGGUUAAGGUGGCGGAGUCCAAGGAGGAGACAGUAGCCCUCAACAAUGGGGAGAAGCCUCAAGAAGACAUCCUAUGUCGUAUCAUCACGCAUGUUGGAGAGAUGGGUCUUUACCAGAGGGUUCUCUUCGCGAUACUGUUAUACUUCGGCGCGAUCUUCAUGUUUGUCUACUCAGUGCAGAUGUUCGUGGCAGCUACACCACAGGAGCACUGGUGUAGGGUUCCGGAGCUGGGGCACUUAGAUCAGGAACUAAGGAGGAACCUAUCCAUCCCUGGCGCAGCGCAAGGUCGCGAUUGGGAUAGAUGUCUAAUGUACGACGUCAACUGGACUACUGUGUUGGUGAAUCUGACUCCACCGGAUCCCGGAUCGCCGACGAAACCCUGUUAUGAUGGAUGGGAGUUCUUGUUUAACGAUAUACCCUACGCUACGGUUGUAAGUGAGAGAGAAUGGGUAUGUGGAAAAGCAAGCUACGUGCCUAUAGCUCAGGCAAUAUUCUUCUUUGGCUCGCUUAUCGGCUGUAUCCUGUUCGGUUGGAUUGGAGACUUGUACGGAAGAGUUCCUGCUAUUGUAGGUUCAAAUCUUAUCGGAUGCGUGGGUGGAGUUGCGAGUUGUUUCACAGUUGGAUUGUGGGACUUCGCAUUCUGUCGGUUCCUCGUGGGAUUGUCGAAUGAUUGCUGUUUCAUUAUGGUGUAUAUUUUAGUAUUAGAAUACGUGGGGACGAAACAUCGUACUUGGGUGUCUAAUAUGUCCUUUGCAAUCUCUGGGUGCGUUGGAGCCACAUUGCUGCCAAUAUUGCCGCUUUGGCUGCUAGAUUGGCGGAAGCUGUUGUUGGUGACAUCUCUGCCAAUGUUGGCUGCAUUGGCCAUACCUUGGAUAGUUCCAGAGAGUGCCAGAUGGUUAUCGGCAUCAGGGAAAGUAGACCGCGCCAUCAGCGUGCUCAGGAGAUUCGAGAGUGUAAACAAAAGAAGGAUACCCGACGAUGCGAUAGAAGAAUUUAUUAUAGUUUCGAACAACAAGCAAGAAACGGACGAAUCUCUAAUAGGACUGUUCAAAAGUCCACCGAUGAGGUCGAGCAUUAUGGUUCUGAUCUUAGUUUCUAUGAUGAGCGGGGUGACCAUUGACGCGCUGAUCAGGCUCUCUGAGAAUAUAGGGGAUAAUUUCUACUUGACUUUCACGCUAUCAUCGAUAUCUGAAGCCCCUGCCCUGAUCAUAGUCACGCUAUUGCUGGACAGAGUAGGACGACGUUGCAUGAUUUCGAGCACACUGCUACUCACUACUGUUCUAUGUUUCGCCUGUGCAUUCGUGCCAAAAGGUGUUUCACAAAUGAUCGCGGCAGUUCUGAGCAGGUUCGCAGUGAAUAUGUCGAUAAGUGUGCAAGUGCAGUUGGGAACUGAAUUGCUGCCGACCCCCGUGCGUGCCACGGGGACCUCCUUAUUACACGUCACCGCUUUCUUCGCAACGGCAUUCUCACCAUUUGUCGUAUAUACUGGCCGAUACUGGAGGCCGCUGCCGCUGUUCAUCCUCGUCGGAUUAACGCUGUUCGCGUGCGGCUUGGCUUUGUUGCUUCCCGAAACCAAAGGUCGGCCUAUGCCGCAGACCAUAGUCGAAGGAGAGAAAGUCGUGAAUGAAACUCUGCUGUGUCGGAAACCAGCAAAUGAUGAAGAAUUAGAAGACUUAUCACAUUUAAGAAGAUCUGUUGAAUAAAGAUGUAAACAAAAAUAGUUUUAUUUCCCCUAAAAGUGUGAUACAACUGAACAUGUAUCACAGCUUCAUUAUAAAAAUCCUUCCUUCCGAGCCUUCAAAAAUCUUCAGCCGUAACUUUGUUAUUAACACAAGUUCUUUACGAACUUAGCACGGGACCAGUUAACGUGGCGUGAUUGUUAUUAAAUAUUUAUUGAUUUAUUUAUUAUUGUAUCUUAUCUUGUUAACUUAAUAAAUAAAUAUUACAUUGCGUGCAGUCCAAAUCACCUAAGGAAACGCAAAUCAUCAAAUAUUUUUCAUUGUGGUUUCGCUGUUUGUUUUUAGAAACGAUUCUAACACACCCUGUAUAAACAAGCAUAUAUUCAACAUACAGUAAGAUUUCUUCUUGUGUUAUAACACUUAUAACAGAGUGAGAUUUGUUAUUGUGGCAGUGUGUGUGUUUCAUUUACUUUAUGAUGACUGAGCCGAGAGCUCAUUUGCCUAUUUAGAAAAACAUAUAUUAAAAAAAAAAGAUGUGUGCAAUUCACACGUGGCAGAAGUGAAACCUUCCAAAAUUAAAAUAGAAUUAUCUUAAACGUCUUCAGUAUAUGUAAAAUUUUGUCAUUAGUAAAUAAUUGUAAGGUAGCGCCCUCUGUGAAUUGAUAUUUUAAUUUCACGUAUAAUCCUAAAUUUAAAUUCACUACAAGAGCUUUCAUACACACGUUAGUAUUAAAAAAUCUCACAGAUGGCGCUGUAUUAAAUAGUAUGUAUAUUUCUGUCUCAUUCUUUGCUGGCUUCAUCCUACACAUUUUUGUAUUUGUGUCUCUUACCUGUCGUUUUUUCCGUUGCAUCCGGUUUGAAAUCACAACGAUUCUAAAGAAGUUUUCACUUCAAAAAUUACACGAUCGCCUCAAACAAAAACCUCCUGUACGUAACAACAGUAUUUACGAUGUUUUCAAUAAAACAAUCAAUACGUUAA
Bombyx mori (domestic silkworm) is the source of this 2834-nucleotide messenger RNA. Its product is annotated as solute carrier family 22 member 3. The record is from RefSeq and is a predicted model, not a curated record. NCBI's taxonomy places the organism in Eukaryota, Metazoa, Arthropoda, Insecta, Lepidoptera, Bombycidae. The coding region runs from base 173 to 1879 and encodes 568 amino acids. Gene Ontology annotation, biological process: transmembrane transport. Gene Ontology annotation, cellular component: membrane. Gene Ontology annotation, molecular function: transmembrane transporter activity. The transcript has 12 exons.